GGGCGUGGGCGUUGGACGACGUCUUUGGUCUGGAGUGGAGAGAAGGGAGUGCAGGCGUGGGUAGGGGAUGGGUAUGUGAUAGGUGCGCUUAUUAUGAGGUACAUUGGGCGUUGUUGUUGCCCGCGAGGCUGAGGGACUGGGGGGUCCUUCAUUCUCGGUUGAGGUCACGUGCGCUGACCGGUUAACCCCACCUUCGAGACGACUGCCUGCGUCGAGGCAGGAUCUGUCCUUGAUCACCACACUUUCUAUGUUCCUUGCUCUUUUGAAGAUGGCCGAUGGCGUUCUUUGUGAUUUAUGCCUGAAAAUGGUCUUCGGAAAAUUGGAUAUGUGGACCGGAAUGAGAGAAAUCCGAACGUAUGACGAUUUGGAACAGUCAGCCUCGGUCUUUUCGUGCCCAUUUUGUAAAGCUUUCAUGAGAGAACUUUUGGACAAAAGUCUCUCCAAGAGAUUAGAUAUUUUAGUAUUUGUUGCUCGGCGUGAACUUUAUAGCCCGACGGGGGUACGUGGCUCACCACGAGUCGUCCAGACAAGAGUGAUGAUCGAAAGGCAGCCUAAGAUACUUCCGGAAGAUGAGAUGAUAGGCCCUUGGUUCAUUGGCUAUGCCCAUCGCAACAAUCAAGAGGAAUGGAGUAAUUUCCAUCGAGAUCCGAAUUGGCAAUCUCAUCGCAUGGAUCUGGACAACAGGUUUGAGAUUAUCGAUCGCUGGCUUGCUGAGUGCACUCAGGGGGUUGACUCGCAUACGAUGUGUUGUGACAUUACGUCUAUAGGCUAUCCAACUCGUUUACUAGACUUGAGGGGGGUCGAAACAGCCGGAUACAUAACUCUGGUAGAAACUGAGGGGUGGUCGAAACCGUCACCAGAGUACACCACUCUAAGUCAUUGCUGGGGCCACACAGAUGGUCCACGUCCAUUGGAAACCACCUCAGAGAACCUCGAAGCGCACAAGCGACAAAUUCAGAUACAGGAUCUACCACGAACCUUCCAAGACGCUGUCAGAAUUACCCUCCGUCUGGGCAAAGCUCUCUUAUGGAUUGACAGCUUGUGCAUCGUCCAACAUGACAAAAAAGAUUGGGAGACGGAAGCCAACAAAAUGGGCGUGAUCUAUGAAAAUUCUUUCUUGACAAUCGCCGCAAUAUCAGCCGAGAACUGUGAAGGUGGAUGCAGUAUCGAGCCCUGGACGUGGAGUACCAUCGAAGGCAAAGUCCCAAAUGGUUUCAAGGACCACGGAAACAGGAGUCUUUCUGACGCAGACUAUAUAAUCAAGCUCAGACCCAGUUGGGAGCAAUGGAAGGAGAACUACUAUCCUCCUCUGCUUAGGCGUGGAUGGGUGUUACAAGAGAUGUGCUUGUCACGACGUGUUCUCUACAUGGCUGCCGGAGAGAUGCUCUGGCAAUGCCGAGGCGGUCUUGACCACGAAAAUGUAGAUCUCCACCCACAUUGGCACCACUACUGCAAACAAUAUCUUGGCUUUGUUGACAUCAUCCCACAUAGAGGGGACGAUCGGGCUACCGUAUGGUGUUCCAUCGCCCAAAAUUACUCAAGGAUGAACUUUACUCAUGUAUCAGACAAGCUACCAGCAUUAGCUGGUAUACUUGAGUAUUACACCUCACGCCAUAUACAAGAGCAGCCUUUACUUGGAUUGUGGAGAAAAUCUAUCGCAUAUGGUCUAGCGUGGAUUAAAACGACACGAAAAGCAGAUGAUCGAAUAAAUGGGUUGCCCACCUGGACGUGGCUCUCCUCGCGAUCUCAGAUUGAAAUACAUCCUCCGAAGGUUCAUCUUGUUCGUGCCCUCGAGCUUGACAGCUGGAGCAUUGAAUGGGAACGCCAACCUUACGUGUCGAAGCUCCUUGCCGGCACACUCAACGUGAGCAGCAAGAUAAUCCAGUUCAAGCUUCAUAAUAAUGUCUACGAAGCAGACAUAGCUCGCGAGAACUUUCUCGAAGCUUACGCGGGAUGUCCUCUGAGGAUCAUGGUCGAAUUCGAUAGCGAUGUGAAAUCUACAAUUAUCGAAGGACAGGACGUGGUCCUUUCGUACCUGCUGCUGGGUUUCGACGAUUGUUCUUGGUUAAAGCUAUAUUUUCUGGCAUUGCUACCCGCUCCGGACGAUCCCUCAAAGUAUAUCCGCAUGGGAUGUGGGUAUACUUACUUCGACAAGCCGGAGGAAGACGAGAUGACACCGGAGCUCGUAGAAUUUCUUGGCGAUUCCAAAGACUGUUUCAAUAAUCAAGCCACCAUGGACUAUUUUCUCCGAGACUGGAAGGACGCUUCUCUCACCCUCUGCUAAGAUCCGGCGAUAUCACUGCGGCCUUGCAAGAUUCACAUAUCCACCUCCACAACGAAUUCGUCGUGUCAACUCUUUUACGCCAACGGCUCCACGCUACUACUUCUAAGGAUUCACGAUCAUCACGCGACUACGUGAGCAGUAGGCAAGAAGAUGCACAGGCGACGAGAGGAACACCAUGUCACAGGUUGGAGAUGGAUGAUUCGGGCAUUGGCUUUGAUUGGAGACGCAAUAGGAUGGUGUUGGAUGAGGAAUUGUGUUGGGAUAGGGGCUUUUCUUUGAGUUUCUCUGGGUACAGGAUUUGGUAUUUCGAGUGGCGCCCAGGGUUUUCCUUUGUAGUGAGCAGAGUAAAUGUGUAAUCGGGAGCUUGAAGCCAUCGCGGAUUUGAAUGUAGGCGUACCUGGUCACAACGAUAUCUUACUCUUUGUCG
Boeremia exigua is the source of this 2711-nucleotide messenger RNA. Its product is annotated as heterokaryon incompatibility protein-domain-containing protein. The transcript is spliced from 2 exons. Bases 248 to 2284 code for a protein of 678 amino acids. Lineage: Eukaryota; Fungi; Ascomycota; Dothideomycetes; Pleosporales; Didymellaceae. The record is from RefSeq and is a predicted model, not a curated record.